UAGGUCACGGACCUGAAGGUCCGUGCACAUAAGUAUUGAAAAUGCUUGAAUGUGGAAUGACGUUACAGGAUCUUUUUGAUGAAGUUAGAGACAUGGAAAUAUCGGAUAUGUCUGCCUUUGCUCAUGUACUUUCAUACUUCGAGGAAAUAAACGAAGAAACGGAGUGCUUUAUGCGGAUGCUUGGAAAUAAAUUUGAUAAUGCCACUAUAACAUGGGAGCAACCUUUGUAUCAACAAUCAAAUCGUUUAACCAGAACAUUGAAAGAUCCUGAUAAUUUUGAUAAAUUGACUUAUAAAACAGGCCCUAUGACGAAAGAUGAAGUUGAGCUUAUUGAGGAAAAUUGGCAUAAGUUUAUGGAGAGAUUUAAUAUACCAGAUAAGUUGAUAUGCCUUGCAAGAUGGAAAAACAAAGAACUUAAUCAAUAUUUACCACAAGAGAAAGCUCGUAUAUACACGAUAGCGUAUUUAGCACGUGGCUUAGAAAGAACUCUACAUCAAGUAUAUCAACACAUUGUUACAUAUUAUGGAGGAUGCAAUAGAGGUCAAUACACAGAAGAUGAAAAAAAAGUAAUAGAUAUUUGUUUCCAUCACUGUCCAAAGAAUGCUGCUGUUAUUUUAAGUGCUGUACUAGCUCGACAACCAAGAGGCAUUUAUAAAAGAAUUCACUUUGCUACAAAUGGAAAACCUCCAAAACACAAAAUAAGGUGGAAUUUAGAACUAGUAUCUAAAUUUGUGAAGUUGCUGAUGAAAUACACUGGUGAACCACUAGAAGGUCUGAAGAAUAAAAAAAUAGACAAGUCAGUUUGGUUGAAAUUGCAGAACGAUUUUGACAAGCAAUAUGAAUAUUUGCAAUAUAUAUGGAAUGUUAUUUUACACUGCCAAUUAUUUGUCAAGUGCACCUUCACAUUGAGGCAGUUAAAAAGGAAAGUUUUUAAAGUACUUCGUAGCUCCCCAUUCAAGAUAUGGCGUGAUAUACGAUGGAAAGAAGUAGUUGCAAAAUUUCCAGAUGGAUUUACUCAUUAUUAUUUAUAUUGGGUUACAAUCAGGGUUAUUCGUCAUAAAAGUUAUUCCAAGAUCCCCCUCCAAGAACUGGUUGAUUAUGGUCUAGAAAAGACUAGAUUAAAAAAUUAUAAUAAUAGACGUUAUUGUAAACUAAAAACACUGAUAUUAAACAGCAAAGGCAACCUAGAAGAAAAGUAUUAUGAAAAUAAACUAAAAGUUACCUAUUUCUAAUAAAG
Messenger RNA from Chilo suppressalis (striped riceborer), 1237 nucleotides. NCBI's taxonomy places the organism in Eukaryota, Metazoa, Arthropoda, Insecta, Lepidoptera, Crambidae. The record is from the annotation of a GenBank genome assembly.